UCUUCCAUGCCCAUUGUAUUGAGGAUCACCUGUACGUGUAGAGGAAGUCAUUGACAGAUAGUUUUUCCAUGCCACUGUCCUGCCUAUUCUUGAAUUUCCAAUUGGACUUAAAACUUAGAAAGCUAUGGAACUGGAAACCAGAGCGUGUGGAGCGUUUUGAAAACGAAGAACAAGAACGUUGCACGUGUUGGUCAGCGGAGGUGACAUCAUCUACCAACAUGGCGUUGAUUGAACAAGGUGAUACGGCGGCACCCGAAAACUGCCAAAGACUUGUAAUUCUUGGGUCAAGUAAAGUAGGCAAAACUUCCAUUGUGUCGCGUUUCCUGUGCAAUAAAUUUGACGACAGCUACACUCCGACCAUUGAAGAUUUUCACCGGAAGAUUUACCGCAUCAAAGGAGAGGCCUACCGUCUGGACAUUCUCGAUACUUCCGGAAAUCACCCUUUUCCCGCCAUGAGGCGUCUGUCCAUUAUAACAGGGGAUCUAUUUCUAUUGGUGUACAGCAUAGAUAGCAGGGAAUCAUUUGAAGAAGUGGAGCGUCUGUGUCAACAAAUUCUAGAAUGCAAGACACAGUGUAGAACUAGGGUAGGUGAACGGAGACGGAAAGGGGGAAUACCCGUUGUUGUUGUUGGCAACAAGUGCGACAGAGAGAAAUCUCGCGUGAUAGAUCCGGCGGAAGCGCUGCAUCUAACCGAAAUUUAUGAAAACUGUAUGUUUAUAGAAACGUCCGCGAAGAAAAACAUCAACAUCGAAGAAUCCUUUACAAGACUAUUUGACAUGGGGAAUCUUCCGUUAGAAAUGAGUCCUUCCCAGCAUCGGAAGGUCCAUCCUUUCUACGUAAGCGGAAGCGCGUCACAAACCGGAAGAAAGGGUAUGUCCAUUCGGAGAAAAAUGUCUGACGCUUGUGGAACAAUUGCUCCAAAUGUCAGACGACCUAGUAUACGCACGGAUCUCAUGGUGGCACAAAUGAGAACUAAAACAUCCAGUUUGUCCAAAAGUGAUGUUAAAGAAAAAUGCGUGAUUCAGUGAUAGGGAGUUUAUCACUGAGGUACUGCAUAAUAGCAAUAAUCCUUCAUCGUUUUCAGUGUAUUUUCAAUAUUACCAUUUUAUGAAUAUAUGUGAGUCCUCCGUCGUUGUUUGCUUAAUCAGAUAAAAAAUACAAUGUGACAGAGUAAAA
This is a messenger RNA of Ostrea edulis (European flat oyster), 1176 nucleotides long. RefSeq names its product dexamethasone-induced Ras-related protein 1-like. Gene Ontology annotation, molecular function: GTP binding; GTPase activity. Bases 69 to 1028 code for a protein of 319 amino acids. Lineage: Eukaryota; Metazoa; Mollusca; Bivalvia; Ostreida; Ostreidae. The record is from RefSeq and is a predicted model, not a curated record. The transcript has 3 exons.